Molecule: messenger RNA, 1668 nt
Organism: Cryptomeria japonica (Japanese cedar)
Lineage: Eukaryota; Viridiplantae; Streptophyta; Pinopsida; Cupressales; Cupressaceae
Exons: 3
Coding region: 168-890 (240 amino acids)
Source: RefSeq, a predicted model, not a curated record
ACUGGUGCACAAAUUUCCAGAUAAGCUUGGAGUGAAUAUACACCAUAUUUUUCUUUAAGGUUCUUUACAUAUUUUUAAGCUUCUACAUGAUUCAUCUGAAAUUACAUUUUAGUCUAUUAAAAGUUGACUGAGACGAUCACAGAGAUUGAAAAUUCCUCAAUUAUCAAAUGGCUAUGUCUACUCUUCUUUGUUAUGUCUGUUCAGCCAUGGCCAAAGCCAAUUCUCUCAAGGAUGGACUAGCUACUGCUCUAAUGGAUUAUUGGGUUGCUAUAAACACAGUCAUAUCUGUUGCCAUCUAUUUCUUUGAUUUUGUUACCAAUAUUCUCACUGCCAUAGAAUACCAUGAGUUGGAUUUUAAGAAAGAAAAACCCACAUAUGGAUGUGAAGGAAAGGAAUGGUAUAAGGGUAUAUUUACAGGGAUGUUCACAGCUAUUAUCUUUGUUAUGGUGGCAUCACAGAUUCUGAAUGCUAUUGUCUUUUGGGUGAGCGGAGAUGUGAAGAAAGGGGCAAUGAAAACAGCCUUUCUGCUACCCCUCAUUCACUUGAGGAGAAUGAUUCUCUUCAUCAGAAGCAGGGGAACUAUAAAAGGUUUGCAGGAUUUGAGGUCAGAAAACAUAGAUGCACUGAAUAAUGUAUUAGCUGCUGCUCUGGAGACUGGGCCUCAAUUGUUCCUGCAGUUUCAUGUGUUCUUGUGGGGUGGAUAUUACCUUGCAUCCCAAAUGGAUUCCCCCAAAAUUGCAUUUGUUUCAAUUGCAGCCUCCUUAAUCUCAGUAUCUUACAACUGUUGUGUAGCCAUCCUCACCCUCAUAGAUACAUCAAAGGCCACCUUCUUUGCUAGAAUAUCAAUUGCCCUUGUAGCAGGGCAGGUGUAUUCUCACUCUGUGCAGUGACAGUGAGAUGCAUUGGAUUCCAGCUACUGAUAGCUCUGGCGGUUGAUUCUGGUGGAGAGAAAUGGGUUGGCCACUUGGGUGAAGCAAUGCGUUAUUGCAUACCUUACCUUGUAGCCACAAUACUCAUGCCUGCAUUCUUUUUCCUGGGGGAGCUCAGAAAGACACACUUAUCAAAUCUACGCUCAUUGCUUCUGUGUAUUGCUUUCACCUACAUGAAUUUCGUUAUUGGGCCUCUCUAUAUGCUGCUGAAAAUUGAAACCAAAAAGGGAAAAGAUGAGGCCAAGAGAUUUCAGCCCGGGCUAAAGUUUCUUAUAUGUUUCUCUUAUGUGGUUCCCGACCUUGUGUUGGGUGUCAUAGUUAGAAUGAAGCCCCACUGGUAUGGAUGCUCACCCUGUUCUCCUCUGUCUCUUCCAUAUCACCCUCACCUUCGCUUCCCUGUUACAAUCUUUUCUUGCUCGCAGUUAACAGUCUAUUUGUUAUCUACUGUCUGUAUUUAUUGGGGGUCACUUUUAUCUCGUUAUGUGAUGGAGAAACGAGAGGAGGAGAAUAUUAGCUCUCAACAAUGGCAGAGCACAAGAAAGAGAAAGACUGAGGAAAGCUACAGAGCCACCCACAAAAAGCAGAAGACAAACUCCUUCAUGGUUAAUAGUUUCACUAUUUAAGCCAUGUACACGAGAGAGAACAAGGAGAGAUAUUGAGAAUGAUGAUAUAUGAGAUUUUAAGUAUGUAAUAUAAAUAUAUGAUGGCUGAUGCUAAAUGAUAUUGUAUACAUUAUGAA